UAAAAACAGUUAGUUCCGGUCCUCGAAUCUGAUUGGACGAGAGACGUUCCAUGAACACUGAUGGUCUCACACCGUCAGCACUCGGACGCUUCACUGUGUGUAUCACUCCGCUUGUGUUCGUGCCGUUGUAAACUAACAUAGCUGAUGGAAGUGAGAGAGGAACGUGAAGAGCUGAAUGAAGUGGAGGAUGAACAACGUGAUUUUAUAACUGGAUCUCUGAGUGGCUCAAACACUGAAAAUAAAUUCUCACCUAAAAAUCCUCGAAGAAGAGCAGCCAAGGAAUCUUUCACCUGCUCUCAGUGUGGAAAGAGUUUCACAAGUAAAAGCCAUCUUAAUAGACACAUGAGGAUUCACACGGGAGAGAGACCUUACACGUGCCUUCAGUGUGGGAAGAGUUUUGCAGAUGUAACCAGUCACAAAAGACAUCUCUUUUGUCACUCUGGAGAAAAGUCAUUUGAAUGUGAUAAGUGUGGUAAAGCAUUUGUUCUGGCACAGUCCCUAAAACAACAUCUGAAAACUCACACAAAUGAGAAGCCUUACAAGUGUUCAGUUUGUGGAAAGAGUUUUGCACACAUGUCCUAUCUUAAACAGCACCAGAAAAUUCAUAUGGGUGUGGGUGCUCAUAUGUGCUUUGAAUGUGGGAAGACCUUUAUUACAGCCGGCAGCUUGAAUCAGCACCAAAUAAUUCAUACUGGAGAGAAACCAUACAAGUGCUCACACUGUGAAAAGAGUUUCACUCGGUCAGAAACACUGAAAACACAUGAGAGAAUUCAUACUGGAGAGAAACCAUACAAGUGCUCAUACUGUGGAAAGAGUUUCAUUCAGUCAAAAACCCUGAAAACACACGAAAGAAUUCAUACUGGAGAGAAACCUUACAAGUGCUCACACUGUGGAAAGAGUUUCAUUCAGUCAAAAACCCUGAAAACACAUGAGAGAACUCAUACUGGAGAGAAACCAUACAAGUGAUCACACUGGGCAAAGAGUUUCACUCCAUUAAAAAACCUGAAAACACACAAGAUUACUCAUACUGGAGAGAAACCAUACCACUGCUCUUCAUGUCAUUUCUUCAUCUCAUGUGAAAACAAUUGCCCAAGAAGUCACAGUUAGUGGUUGAUCGAUAUGGAUUUUUCAAUGGGACUACCAUUUGUGUAUAUCAGAAGAUAUCAAGAUUCAUCAGACCAGACUGUGUUUUUCCUGUCUUUAACUGUCCAGUUUUGAUGAGCCUGUGCCCACUGUAGUCUCUGCAUUCUGUUCUUGGCUGACAGAAGUGGAAGCUGACGUUGUCUUCUGCUGUUGUAGCCCAUUCGCCUCACCUCUCUCAUCAACAAGGCGUUUCCAUUCGCAGAACUGCCGCUCACUGGAUGUUGCAUCUUGAGCAACAUUUGACUCUGUGAUCACAAAUAGAUCUACAAAUUGCCCAGAUAGUGUAAAAUGUGAAAGCAUUUUAAUGAAAUUUAGAUUAAUAAUAAAUUUUUGGAUUAUUUCUAUAUUUGUCUUUCUGUCUGUGUGUUUACAUGUUGUCUGAUGUCACUAUUAAAGGCCAUACAUCAUAA
Molecule: messenger RNA, 1553 nt
Organism: Myxocyprinus asiaticus (Chinese sucker)
Lineage: Eukaryota; Metazoa; Chordata; Actinopteri; Cypriniformes; Catostomidae
Product: gastrula zinc finger protein XlCGF7.1-like
Exons: 2
Coding region: 145-966 (273 amino acids)
Biological process (GO): regulation of immune system process; negative regulation of transcription by RNA polymerase II; regulation of cytokine production
Source: RefSeq, a predicted model, not a curated record